AUGCCGUCACAGGUGGCGACAUCCCGGUCCUCAAGUGUCAGCCCCGCUCCGGUGGCGACAUCCCGGUCCCCAAGGGUCAGCCCUGCUCCACCCCCUUCCUCAGCCAGAAAUAACUGCUGUCCCUCAGCAGGACCUUGGCAUCUGGGCUGGAGCUCAGCACGGGUCAGGGCGAGCGGCAGGGAGCCCGGGGGGACCGCGGAGGGCCAGCUGGGGCCACCGAGCACUGGUGGCCACAGCUUGGCUUCAGCUUCACCCCCAGCACAGCAGGAGAGCACUUUUGGUCCUGAGGGCUGCCUCUCUCUUCCAGCUGGGCAGGAUCUGUUCCUCUCCCACAGAGCUGCCCCAGGAGUGCAGCACCAAGUGAUGGCCAUCAUGAAGUCAGGCCCUGAAGAUGUGCCCCGGCUGGACCUGGGCAAGAAGAUAAGCACCCCGCAGGACCUGAUGAUCGAGGAGCUCUCCCUGCGCGACAACCGCGGCUCCCAGCUCUUCCAGCAGCGCCAGCGGCGGAUGCAGCGCUUCAUCUUCGAGCAUCCCAGUGGGUACAGGCAGCUGUCAGGAGCAAGUGGCUCACAGCACGCUGGGAAAGGCGACCCAACAGCAAAUGAGUGGCCGGCAGGGGAGGACCAGCCAAGUUUCCACUCUGAGCUCCAUGUGGCAGCAUCACCCCAGGGCGGUCCCCCUGCAGUGCCCAAGAAGACAGAGAAAGUCUUGCAGAUGAGCAAAAUCCUCAACCCCGAUGCUCUGGCACCAGGGUACUCAAGCCCCCUCAAAGAAAUCCCCCCGGAGAAGUUCAACGUCACUGCCAUCCCCAAGGGCUACCGCUCCCCGUGGCAGGGACUCCUCGGGGACGUGCCCCACACUGUGCACUUCGAGAACCAGCUGCCCAUCAGACCCUACCCAUGGGACUUCAGGAGCUUCAACAGGACCGCUGUCCCCUUCGACAGCGCGCUGGUCGGCGACCUGUUCUCCGUGCCUGCCGUGGAGCUGGAUAACCUGAGUGCUCUGGAGGUGAUUUCCCACAGACCCAACUUCAACAGAGUGGCACAGGGCUGGGUGAGGAUCCUGCCGGAGAGCGAGGAGCUGUAGCGCUCAGGCUCCCUGCCCCGGCAGCCGCUUCUCUCGCUAGGCUCCAACACGCUGCCCAGGGGAGGGGAGAGCAGAGGGGAGGAAGUCUGCCUCGUGAAAGCUAAGCUGGUGGUCUCAAGUCAUCAUCCUCUUCAAUGGGGUUUGAACAAGCUCAUGUCUGGGACCAUU
Messenger RNA from Dryobates pubescens (Downy woodpecker), 1254 nucleotides. RefSeq names its product myozenin 3 (gene MYOZ3). The coding region runs from base 1 to 1086 and encodes 361 amino acids. Gene Ontology annotation, cellular component: Z disc; actin cytoskeleton. The record is from RefSeq and is a predicted model, not a curated record. Gene Ontology annotation, molecular function: telethonin binding; actin binding; FATZ binding. NCBI's taxonomy places the organism in Eukaryota, Metazoa, Chordata, Aves, Piciformes, Picidae. The transcript has 8 exons.